This is a messenger RNA of Topomyia yanbarensis, 1301 nucleotides long. RefSeq lists its product as uncharacterized. Bases 274 to 792 code for a protein of 172 amino acids. The record is from RefSeq and is a predicted model, not a curated record. The transcript is spliced from 4 exons. NCBI's taxonomy places the organism in Eukaryota, Metazoa, Arthropoda, Insecta, Diptera, Culicidae.
CUCUCAGUAGGAUGCACUGAUAGUAAAAGAGCAUAUAACAUUAAACUUGCUUGAUGAUAGCAAUCGAGUUGAGAGUGUUCAUUCUUACUCUUUUAUAGUACUUAUUCAUUGUUCUCAUGUCCAUAUUUCAAGUGCAACAGUAGUAUAUUCCUUUAUUAAUUCGUACACAGUGUGUGACCUCAUUUUAGGGUUUUAUUAAUUACAUUCGGAGAAGAUAAAUAAGAGCAGGAUCUGAGUGCGCUGAACAUCACAGUUAUAAAAAAUGAUGAAAAAAUGUCAAUUACAAUAGCAAUUGUAUUUAUGGGAUUUUUCGAAGCUAGUCGAUCGCAGUACCUAACCAACACUGUACAUAAGACCCCCGCUGCAGCGGAGAAGAUAAAUGACCUCUGGUGCUUUUCCUGCAACGCGACCGAGGAUGGCGAGGCGUGCAUCGAACUAUCCGGAAAUAACUCGUCCUUUAUGAAAAAGUGCUUUGCAGACGAGUUCAUCUGCAUGGUCAAGCAAUUCUCCUAUACAACGCACACCAGCAACUCGAACGUAUCGGAACCGAAGCUGUGGUCACUUGAGCGAAAGUGCAUCAACACAUGCGAACCGGGAUGCAUAAUCAUAGGCGAACGAACCAAAUUAUACGCGUGCACCAGUUGCUGUAGCGGCGCGCUAUGUAACAUUGGCAAGGCCUGCUCGACCAAUGCCUACGCACAGUCCUCCAGACUCUGGUUGAUGGCGUUGGCUAGUGCCCUGGCGGGAGUAUGUAUCAAGCUGCAGUUUAUCCCCAACAGUUUUUUAAGAUAAGACGAAAAACAGCCCGUUUCUCCAUUACAACAUUCUUGCCAAAUAGUGUAUAGAUAAAGCUUUAGGAAACUAUUUAAAUAAAUUGAAUUCGAUUGAAGAAUGCACAUUUAAUGAUUACGGAAAUCAGUAAAUCACAAACCGUUCAAAUACUUCUUGCACCCACAAACUUCUUUUAGAAUAACAAUUUCAAUCCAUUUGAUCAUCUCCUUGAUCUAUGCCGUUUUCCAUUUGUUUUGACAGCUUUCAAUACUCAUCACAUAUAAGCAGUGACAGUUCUAUGUGCGUAUCUUCUUAGAAACUUGAGUAAAUACUAAAAUAAUAAAUCACGGGCCAAAUACGAUGUAAGAGUUGAAAGGGAAAAUAUUAUUAAAAUAGAAGAAAAACGCAAAAUAGGCUGUCAAUUUGUAUAUUUAUUUCCAGCACUAAAAAUGCAAAUAAGAAUGGUGAUGUGUAUGCAGUUUAUUUCCGAUGUAGCUUAUUGAAUUCAAUAAAGUUUUAUCAAAACAUUA